UUUCCGCACUCACGGCAUCGGGUUUUUACCUACUUCGGAAAAAGCAACAUGACGCAAAGUGUCUGAGUUCAGAGGCAGAGCCAGAUGGCAGAAACCCGCCGAGAGACGCGGCGUUUAGCGCGCAGGUAGAAGCUCAGGUGGAACCCACAGAGAUACAGGAAGAAGGCUGCAGAAACCUCUGGGAAAGAUAUGGAGGACUCCUCGAUGAAGGAUUCCUCAGCUGGGGAAGAGGUGUCACUGGGCUGCUCCACUUUAACCCUGACUCCUCUGGUACCUGAGUCACCGCCUGUCCGCCGCUCCCAGCCCAUCUCAAUUAUCUCAAGCAGGAAGAAAGGAGGUGAAUUUUUGUCUCCCUUUGUGUCCCCCAUACCAAACCCUUUUCCAGAGCUGUGCAGCCUCCCUCAAUCUUCAUUGCUUAACAGUUCACUUCCAUCAGAAUCAAGUGACAAAUGUUUGAUUAAAGUCCAUGGAGAGGACAACUCUUCCAGGUCUGUGUGGGUUUCUUCCCAAGCCACUGCCAGAGAGGUGUGCCUCCUAUUGGCCCGGUCAGCUCACUGCAGUGAUCACCAGAACUGGGCGCUCCUUGAACACUAUCCCACCCUGGGCCUAGAAAGAUGCCUGGAGGAUGACGAGCUCGUGCUGGAGGUUCAGGCCACCUGGUCUCUGAAGGACAAGACGAGAUUUGUAUUCUCCAAAAACUAUGCCAAGUAUGAGUUCUUCAAUAAACAAAUGCGCUUCUUCCCAGAGGUAAUGGUCUCAGACAGCACAGAUGCCAAAAAGAAGAUGACAUCUGAGGAGUUCAUUCAGAGCCUGAUGACACCCGGGACAUCUCCUCAGAUCCAAGGGUUUCUGUACUUGAAGGGGCUCAGAAAGAAGUCCUGGAAGAAGGUGUACUUCACCCUCCGACGAUCCGGUCUCUACAGAUCCACCAAAGGCUUUGAGAAGGAUCCUCGGCACCUGAGAUUCGCUGCUGAUUUGGAUGUUUCCAACGUUUACACAGUGGUUGACGGCUGCAAACUGUACGGAGCUCCAACUGACUUUAAUUUCUGUAUAAAGCCUACCAGGAAUCAAGGCCAAGUUAAGGAUUUAAAGAUCAUAUGUGCUGAAACUGAACACAUUCGAACACUCUGGAUGUCUGCUAUAAGACUGUUUAAGUAUGGGGAGCGGCUUCGGCAUAAUUUCCAAAUGUCCAAGUUGGCGCCAAGUAGCCCAGAAGGCUCAAAGCUCACAGACGGCAGAUCCAAGUCGGAGGACAGCUUGGUGGCCAUGGACUUCUCAGGUAAUGCUGGAGGACGUGUCAUAGAAAACCCGACAGAGGCGCAGAGAGCAGAGCAGGAGGAAGGACAGACUUGGAGGAAAAGAGAGGCCCUUAGGUGCUGCCAGUCGAACAUGAACGCAGAGCCCGGGACUUCCUUCGUUCACAAAACUCACCCGUGGUUUCAUGGUGGUUUAUCCAGAAAAGAGGCGGAAAGGCUGAUAGAGAAGCAGGGGCUGGCAGACGGGGUGUUCCUAAUACGUAGAAGCCAGAUGCAUGAGAACUGCUUCGUGCUGUCUUUAUGUUACGAGCUGAAGGUCAAACAUUGCAUCAUCGUCCCGAUGUUGAAGGAUGGAAAAAACUUUUUCAGCAUUGAUGACGGCGAGACUCUUUUCAUUGACCUCCUGCAGCUGGUUGAGUUUUACCAAAUCAACAAGGGCAGCCUGCCAGUGCGCCUCAAACGCCCCUGCAUCUGUGUGCAGCUUUGAGGUCCCUCUGCUCUCUGGACUGCUUCAUCACGCACCAAAAGCCAUAAAAAAAAAAAAAAAAAAAACAAGCUGUCAGGCCUGUGGGCAAAGAGUGUAAACCAGAGAGGAAACUUUUCAUCUGCGCCUCCUCGCUUUAGAUUUCUUGAUUAUUUUCCACGUGUUGCUGCAGAUGCUGGCUGUUUUUAUUGUAAUUAAUGAACGACAAACAGUCCCCACAGAGACAGCUUAAUGAGCCAUGCUGGACAGGCUUUCAAGCUUUGAGGGGAGUGUUUGGAGAAGAUGGACGUUGAACUUUACUUUCAUUCAGUGCCAUGUUGCUGAGUAGCUUUACAUGGCUGCAGAAACCUCUGAAUGUGUCAAAUCAGAAAAAAAAAACAGGGAGGAAAUGAGCCACACUGCACACUAGAGGGCGCUCUGACUAUGAUUCAGAUUUCCAUGAACAGGGAAGACAUUGAUGUUUCAGUAACAUAAAAGGUGCCAUGAAUUCAUUUCUGAAUUGCACCUUAAAGUUAUAACAGGAUCUGACCUAAUUGAAACAAUAUUAAAAGCUGCACCACUUUAUUCUGGUGUAUUGGAUCUUUAAUGCUUUAAUGCAUUUAAGGUUUAAAAAAUGUCUCAAUGCUAUUUUGUACGCGAAAGUAUCUCAGGUAAAGACACUAAAAUAACUGUUUUAUACAGCUGUGUGUAAAGGUUUACAUACCCUCAAAUUAAAGAAAAUUAUAAAUUCACACUACUAGUUCAAAUAAUUCAAAGCUUAAAAAAGUUAUGAUCAAUAAAUAUUUACUAAAUGACAAUUUAGUAAUAUCAAAUAUUGAUUUAAAAUAUUUAUAAAAAA
Molecule: messenger RNA, 2578 nt
Organism: Cyprinodon tularosa
Lineage: Eukaryota; Metazoa; Chordata; Actinopteri; Cyprinodontiformes; Cyprinodontidae
Gene: grb7
Product: growth factor receptor bound protein 7
Exons: 15
Coding region: 190-1743 (517 amino acids)
Biological process (GO): signal transduction
Source: RefSeq, a predicted model, not a curated record